Galendromus occidentalis (western predatory mite) is the source of this 995-nucleotide messenger RNA. RefSeq names its product proteasome alpha3 subunit (gene Prosalpha3). Lineage: Eukaryota; Metazoa; Arthropoda; Arachnida; Mesostigmata; Phytoseiidae. The record is from RefSeq and is a predicted model, not a curated record. Bases 104 to 907 code for a protein of 267 amino acids. Gene Ontology annotation, biological process: ubiquitin-dependent protein catabolic process. Gene Ontology annotation, cellular component: proteasome core complex; proteasome core complex, alpha-subunit complex. The transcript has 5 exons.
GGUGUGAAGUUUAGUCGGCCGGUUUGUUUUUCUCUCUCGUCAUCGUCUGUCUGUGAAUGAGUUGCGCUUUGAAGACUUUUCGGCAACAAGUUCGGCAGUGACAAUGGCGCGACGUUACGAUUCCCGUACCACGAUAUUCAGUCCUGAGGGACGACUCUAUCAGGUUGAAUAUGCUAUGGAGGCGAUCUCUCAUGCCGGGACCUGUCUCGGGAUCCUAGCCACCGAUGGCAUUGUGUUGGCAAGCGAACGGAGGAACACCAAUAAACUUCUAGAUGAGGUGUUCACUUCGGAAAAGAUCUAUAAGCUGCACGACGACAUGGCAUGCAGUGUUGCCGGUAUAACGUCCGAUGCCAACGUUCUGACAAAUGAGCUAAGAUUACUUGCACAGAGGUACCUCAGACAGUACGAUGAGUCGAUCCCGGUCGAAAGGCUCGUCAACUGGUUGUGUGACAUCAAGCAGUCGUAUACCCAGAACGGAGGGAAGAGACCUUUCGGGGUGUCCCUCUUGUACAUGGGUUGGGACAAGGAGUACGGAUAUCAGCUGUACCAAUCGGAUCCGUCUGGAAACUUCAGUGGAUGGAAAGCCACAUGCAUCGGGAACAACAGCCCAGCAGCAAUAUCUGUCCUCAAGCAGGAGUACAAGGAGAACGAAACGACUCUCGACCAAGCUCUGGCGCUCUCGGUCAAAGUUCUGGCGAAAACGUUGGACAUGACAAAACUGACAGCGGACAAGGUCGAAAUCGCCACUCUCAAGCGAGUCGACAAUAAAACCAAAAUCAGCAUCCUCCCGACGAGUCAGGUCGAGAAGUUGAUUAAGGCGCACGAAGAAGAAGAAGCUAAAUUGGAAGCGGAGAAGAAAGAGAAGGAGCGACUAGCGAAGGAGCAGCAGCCGUCAUCGACAAAAUAGAUAUAUCUCCAUUCUCAAAGUGGAAUCGUUGACUAUUGAAUAAAUGGUUCCCUGUAAUUUUAUAUCGAAUAUAAGACUACGACCUCGA